CGACGAGACGGUGCAGUUUAGUGCCCACCAAGGCCUACCUAAAUCCGCACCCAGAUCAUCAACUUCCUAUGUCAACACAGGAAAACACCCACCGCCGAAGUACAUCUCCAAGAUGACUGCCUCCGUGGAUUCAACUCUGUCAACCGCUGUGGAACCCUAUAUUCGGCGCACUGUCACGGCCCUCAGAUCGGCUGCCUCCGAGCACGAUGCUGUGAAGGAAGACACCACUCUGCAGGAGGCGUUUCACGAAGCUGGUCGAACUCUUCCUCUUAUUCAGAAAGCACUUGAAGAAUCCCCAGCGGAACUCCAGGGAGUGACCCAGAAGACUCUGGAGUCGCUGCGAGAGUGCCAUGUCAAAGCCGAGAUCUGCAAGGCUAUCUUCCUGGCUGUCGCUGAUGCGCAGCCUGAGAAAAGGCAGGAAGCCUACAAGGAGGCCGUUCAAAAGAGAAGCAAAGGAAGGACAGUUGAAGAGUUAGUAAUCGGGAUUGCAACUGAUAUUUGCGGACUGGGCGAGAUACUUGUCAUCCAGAAGCAUGUUGAGGGACUACGUGGUGCCAUCGACCGCCUCAGCAAGAUGGAGCCGUCCCUGCCAAAGGCAAAGACUGACGGCGUCUUCAACAACUAUGGCACCGGAGACCAACUCAACGCUCCUGGCGGUACCGUGAACAAGAGCACAGGCAGUGGCAACCAAUUUCCUGGGGCUAAUUUCUCUGGGUCAGUGUAUUUCGACAAGGAGGGCUCUCGAGAGCAUGGACCUUAAGAUACUUAGGCAGAGCCGAUCAAGUUAGCUGCGAAUUAAUCUGACACAAACUUAAUUUGUCACA
Molecule: messenger RNA, 824 nt
Organism: Fusarium graminearum PH-1
Lineage: Eukaryota; Fungi; Ascomycota; Sordariomycetes; Hypocreales; Nectriaceae
Exons: 1
Coding region: 113-760 (215 amino acids)
Source: RefSeq, a predicted model, not a curated record